Mugil cephalus (flathead mullet) is the source of this 3571-nucleotide messenger RNA. RefSeq lists its product as uncharacterized. Bases 1780 to 2658 code for a protein of 292 amino acids. Lineage: Eukaryota; Metazoa; Chordata; Actinopteri; Mugiliformes; Mugilidae. The transcript is spliced from 2 exons. The record is from RefSeq and is a predicted model, not a curated record.
GAUUACACUGUUUAUUUUACUAGAUAAUAAUUAUUUUCCUCCACAGCACUGUAAAAGACUCAUUGUAAGUUAUCACAAACACUUGAUGCUGAUAAGCAUCUUGUCAUGUUUCUAGUUCUGUUUUUUCAUUAUUAAGUUUUGAGUUUCCUGUUUUAUUCUGUUACGUGCCUUGGUGUCCUGUCUUGUGUUACUCCCCUCGUUUUCCUUUGACUGCUCCGCCCUCUUUAGUUUCACCUUUGUCUCAUCUUCCCCUACCCAUGCGUGUAUAUAUCACCCUGCCUUUCCCUUUGUUUUCUGUCGUAUUGUUUUUGUCCCUAUGCUUUUGUCUUCAUGCUUUUGUCUGUCCUUGCCAUGUUUUAAUUAUCUGUCAUCUCUGCAGCGCGUCUAGUUUUUCUUAUCUUCAUUUAAUACUUUUUGUUGAACUCCUGCCUCAUCUCCCGGUGUCCUGCAUCUGGGUCCGACCUCACAACCUACCAUACCUGACACAACCAGUUAUUAGGUUUAGGUUUUGUUUUCCCUUAAUAAUGAAAAUCUUCAUUUAAUAACUGCAAUUUGUGUUUACUUGUAUUAUCUUUGACUAAUAUUUAAAUGUGUUUGAUGAUCUGAAAUAUUCAGGUGUGACAAACAUGCAAAAGAAAACAAAAACAAAAAAGAAACUGGAACCAGAAACCACACCACUAUAUGAUUUACUUUUUUUGGACACAUCGACUUGGAAUAAGUCAGAAUUACAAACUAAACAGAUACACCAAUACAAACAUUUAAAGAGUAUUUUAGCAAUACUCCGACCUUCUAUUUUCCACACAGACUCACAGUGAAGCUGAAAACUAGUUUUUGAAGAAAUCAUUUUUUUUUUUUUUAUUCCAAUAGAUUUUUCCUGCUUAAAACUUACAUUUUUAGAAUAACAUUUACUAGAAUGAAUCAGCUGUUUGAUACACGUGAGGUUUUGUUGGGGAAUUUCCGGGGGUUUUGGGCCGCUGUAGUUUCUCUUUCAUUCUCUUUCAUUCUUCUCACUUGACGCUGUAUCUGCCAAUAAAACUCGACAUCCAACGUCAGCAUUAAUGUUUCCAAAACCAUUAAUGUGAAAGCUGAAGUUCACACACCAAAUAUUUCCUCAGUUGCUCAGAUCGUCGUGCAUCGCUCCAAAGAAGGUAAGAUGGAAAAACAGUUUUCACUUUGUCUCUACAAAACAAAGAUUUGUAGGUUGUAUGAAGUUUCUCAGCCUCAGUAACACACACACACACAUAUAUAUAUAUAUAUAGACAGAUAGAUAGAUAGAUAGAUAGAUAGAUAGAUAGAUAGAUAGAUAGAUAGAUAGAUAGAUAGAUAGAUAGAUAGAUAGAUAGAUAGAUAGAUAGAUAGAUAGAUAGACUCUGUAUUUAAUAUAUUCAAGCUGAUUACAGCGUCUUAAGUUUAGAGAGGAACUCCCACUACAGGUAUCCAGGUUGUCAGCUCCUCCUUGCUAAAACUAACAUGUCAUGACCACUGUGUUUAUAUUAUCCGACACACAUUAUGUGUGUUGAAUAUUAUCUAUUCAACACACAUAAAUCAAGCUUUACUUUCGCUUGGUCAGAGCUGAGUUUUUGUCGUCAGAGGAUGUUUGUGACAGAAUUCAUUCAGUCCAAAAACAACAUUCACCCUUUCUUAACUUGUUGUUAACAGUAAAGUCUUUGUUAUUCUUCUCCAUGUCGUAGGAGGAAAGAGCUGAAGAGUUCAACUAUAACCAACAUUACAUCAGACACCACUCAGAGUCUGAGAGAGCUGUUUUCUGCUUUAGCGGAGAUGAACGAAAAAACGGAAAUUCACUUAAUCUUGAGGACUAUAUCACUGGCACAUAAACUACAUUGGGAUACUAUCGGAAAGAAAACCUCAGAGGAAAGAGGAAAACUAAUAAAGCUUGCAGAGGAAAAUUGCAAGAAUGAGACUGUCCUGAAAUGGCUGAGAGAAAACUCAGAGUCUGUCUCCUUCAUCAAACUUGUGGACGUGUUUCACUUCCUGAAAAAACUCAUUGAUGAGGAAGAGAAGAAGGACCACGGUGACCAUGUUGACAUCACCUUCAUGUGUCAUGGAGCAAUUGAAGACUUCAUGAUCCCAGCCUGUUGUCUGCUGCCUCUGCCCACCAUCACAGACGUGGUCCUCUAUUCUCCCUGGAACUGUGUCACUUCUGGUUUAACAUACUUUGUUGCUACAGGAAGAAUGAGGCCUGAGCACAGAGUAUUUUAUUGCUGGACAGAAAAAUGUUGUAAAACUCCUGAUGAAGGACACCGACCUGUGAAACUGCCGAACCACUGGAACUCAAUGAAGAAGGCUGGAGGACAGAUGAUCCCAAACAUCACUGUCAGUCCUCUUCGACCAGAUGAUGGUGUGUGGAAAUAUUAUGAAUCUCUCACAGAGAAACAUGGUCGUCCAGGAAGAAACCGCAUCGUCAUCCCGUUCACCCUCUCAGUAGGGAGUGUCCCGUUCUCUGUGGUCACCUUGGCCCUGUCCCUGGUCCUCCUGUCCUCCAGGUUCAAAGCCACCGUUCACUUCACUUCUUGUCUCCGUGAUCACUCUACUGGACAGAAAUUUGACAGGAAGUAUCUACAGGAGCAGUAUGCCUGUGCCAUUGACAACACUUUAAUGAAAGUUAAAACAGAGUCUUCCUGGUGCACAUUAAUGUAAGAAUUUGUUUGGGUUGAAGUGUCCCAUGUGUUUGUGGCUCAGUGUAGAAAAUAGACUGGGAAAAAAGCACAAACAAUAAAUUUAAUGAAGGACUUAAAACGAGGUGACACUGUAGUUUAGCUUGUCAGCUAAGAUAAGCUAAUUAGCAGUUAAUAUAAAGUCCAGUUAAAGCUAAUGGGAAUGUGUUUGUCUUUACUUUGCAUUUGUAUGUAAACCAGAUAAUACAAUAUUCACCUGAUGAUGGUGAUGAAGACAGAUAUUAUGAUCCAUGUAAUGUCUAUGUCUAUAUCUACCUAUAUUUAAAUUCACUAUUGAGUCUCAGCUGACAUGGAUGAGGGGUUCUCAGUUUCUGAUUAAUGUUCUAUGAUAUGAUCUUAGCAGCUUCCAAAGAGUCCAGAUUAGAUUAUAUGUUUAGGACAUAUUUAUGGUUGUGAUCUUUAGGGAAUUAUUGUUUUAAAUCCUUUAAACUGCGGUGCAGUCUGUGUAUGUGAUUUGAAUCUGUCCACUGACUCUGAAAUGACCAUGUGCCUUGUUAUUCAAAGAUGAUUCAAAAUAUAAUACACUGUAUAGUUAAAUUGUUGAGAAAUAUUCUCCUGAAUGUCAUCACACGUUGUUCAGAUGUAUUUUUCUCAUGAAACUCUUUCAGUAAAAGCUGUCAUGUUUUUAAUCUUUUUUGUGUAAUGCAAUUUGGUUUUUCUCUGCUCGUCUUACCCAGGAUAAAGGGAGCUGGUUAAUGUGUGUAAAUGAGUAACAGAAGAGUGUUGCAGCACGGAUUUCACUUCAACAGUCUUAGAAGUACAGUGAAUGUUAUGCUCCAUGACUGGUACAUAACAUGUCAAUGUGAGUGGUUUCAUUUUUGCAAGCUAGAAUUGUUGCAACUCAUUUUCUUUCUAGAUGCAACAAACUUCAAGUA